Molecule: messenger RNA, 411 nt
Organism: Pseudogymnoascus destructans
Lineage: Eukaryota; Fungi; Ascomycota; Leotiomycetes; Thelebolales; Thelebolaceae
Exons: 2
Coding region: 1-411 (136 amino acids)
Source: RefSeq, a predicted model, not a curated record
AUGCCCCAUCCCUACACCUCUCAGCAUAAUCCAGCCGCUCCUCCAACCUUCAAGUCCCGCAUACACCUGUCAGGAAAUUCUGUAUUUUCGGCUCACAUGGUCAUUCACAUCCGGCACAGUCUAUCUGUCGCAGCUGUAUCAUUCGUUAGGGGACCCUCCUCGAGAAUUGACUGGGUGGAUUCCAAGCUAUGCCUUUGGGAAUCUUGGGACUGCGUUGAAAUGAUAGAUGCGGUUGGUGUCGCAGGGACAGGAAGACUACUCGAUUCUUUCGAGGAGGAGGGUGACAGCAUCAACAGUGAUAGUAUCAACAGUGAUAGUAUCAACAGUGACAGCAUCGACAGUGACAGCAUCGACAUUGAUAUCCUCGACAUUGAGAGCAGCAACACCAACAACGACGUCCCAACAACCUGA